GCUCGGAUGGGGAGCCGAGCUGCCUGAGCGUUCGGCAACCUUCGGCGGUUUCCGUUGGGGCCCGGCCGCCAUUUUCUCGCUCCCUCUCGCAACUCCGCGACUACCUGCGCGGCUCCCUGCCCUGGUCGCCUGCGCUUUGUCCUGUUCGGCGAUGGACGGCAUUGUUACUGAUGUUGCAGUUGGUGUAAAGAGAGGAUCUGACGAGCUUCUUUCAGGCAGUGUACUCAGUAGCCCGACCACUAACAUGAGCAGCAUAGUAGUUACUGCCAAUGGUAACGACAACAAGAAAUUCAAAGGUGAAGACAAAAUGGAUGGGGCUCCUUCUCGUGUUCUUCAUAUCAGAAAAUUACCAGGGGAAGUGACAGAAACAGAAGUUAUUGCUUUAGGCUUACCUUUUGGUAAGGUAACCAACAUUCUCAUGCUGAAAGGAAAGAACCAGGCUUUUUUGGAGUUGGCAACAGAAGAAGCUGCAAUCACUAUGGUUAAUUAUUAUUCUGCCGUGACACCUCAUCUUCGUAACCAACCCAUUUAUAUCCAGUACUCAAACCAUAAAGAAUUAAAGACUGAUAAUACACUGAAUCAGCGAGCACAAGCAGUACUACAGGCAGUGACUGCUGUACAGACAACAAAUACUCCUAUAAGUGGAACUACAGUUAGUGAGAGUGCAGUAACUCCAGCACAGAGUCCAGUCCUUAGAAUAAUUAUUGACAACAUGUACUAUCCUGUAACCCUUGAUGUUCUCCACCAAAUAUUCUCCAAAUUUGGAGCAGUUCUGAAAAUAAUCACAUUCACAAAGAAUAACCAGUUUCAAGCAUUGUUACAGUAUGGUGAUCCAGUAAAUGCUCAACAAGCAAAACUUGCAUUAGAUGGUCAGAAUAUUUAUAAUGCCUGUUGUACCUUACGGAUUGAUUUUUCCAAAUUGGUCAACUUGAAUGUAAAGUACAAUAAUGAUAAAAGUAGGGAUUACACACGUCCUGACCUUCCCUCCGGUGACGGCCAGCCAGCUCUGGAUCCAGCUAUUGCUGCUGCAUUUGCAAAGGAGACCUCACUUCUAGGGCUUCCUGUUGCAGCUGUUCCAGGAGCGCUGAGUCCAUUGGGUAUUCCAAAUGCGGCCGCUGCUGCUGCGGCCGCUGCCGCUGGCCGUGUGGGGAUGCCUGGAGUUUCAUCUGGCGGAAACACCGUCCUCCUGGUUAGCAAUUUAAAUGAAGAGAUGGUUACGCCCCAAAGUCUGUUUACCCUCUUCGGUGUUUAUGGGGAUGUGCAGCGUGUGAAGAUUUUAUACAAUAAGAAAGACAGUGCUCUCAUACAGAUGGCUGAUGGAAACCAAUCGCAGCUCGCCAUGAGCCAUCUUAAUGGGCAGAAAAUGUAUGGAAAGAUUAUCCGUGUUACUCUUUCCAAGCAUCAGACAGUACAACUACCUCGAGAAGGACUUGAUGACCAAGGGCUAACUAAAGACUUCGGCAAUUCACCUCUUCAUCGCUUCAAGAAGCCUGGUUCAAAAAACUUCCAGAAUAUUUUCCCUCCUUCUGCAACUCUUCAUUUAUCUAAUAUACCACCAUCAGUAUCAGAAGAUGACCUGCGUAUGCUGUUUGCUAAUACUGGCGGCACUGUGAAAGCAUUUAAAUUUUUCCAAAGAGAUCACAAGAUGGCUCUUCUUCAGAUGUCAACAGUAGAAGAAGCUAUCCAAGCCUUGAUUGAUCUGCAUAAUUACAAUCUCGGAGAAAAUCAUCAUCUGAGAGUUUCUUUUUCCAAAUCAACCAUUUGAAGUGAGAGAUCAAAAUAAUAAGGUUGUAUCACAUUGUUUAGUGUUGUCAUCUACGACUGUUCGGGAAAGCGGGGACCAGAGAUGGACAUCUGUUUUUCAUGCUGUUACCAUUCCUUGAUUGUUUAUGUAUAAAAUGAAAACAAAAAAGGAUUUACAAGAAAGAAGCAGUGAUAUUAUCUGCUGGUUUUGCAUAUGUUUAUGAAACCAUUUUGUUUAAAAGGGAUUCUGAGGAAAUCCCAUAGUUUUUCAACUUAGUUAACAUACGUGCCUUAAAAAAGGAAAACCUAGAGUUGCUAGAGUUGCAUUUACUAGUUUAAAAAUUGGUUGUCUGGGGCACAUUGUUACAUGGGAAUUAAUGGGUGCAAUCCUGUGAAUGUUAGGGUUACCUGCUUCCUGCUGAAAUCAGUGGAAUUAAAACACUGCGUUCAGAGGGACUCUGUGUCGCCUAACUUGCAGGAUUUUGCCAAAUAUGUAUUAGGCAGGAGUGUGUAAAAAGGGUUAAGUUUUGUUUCUCCUGCUUGAAAUUUAUUGGCUUUUCAUGAAUCAUUUAAAGACAAAAUAAGUUGCAUUGCUAAAUAAAAUUAGCACAUUUUAUUUUUUUUCUUUAUUACUUAAAAUGGCCUUGUGUAUUCCACCUUUAGUUCAGUUAAGGAUAUAGGUGUUAGAGAGUAUUAACAAGAUGCAGAGAAUUAAUUUCUUUAAAAGGCAGAAGGGUGAUUCUUUUAUUUUUGUUUGCUUGCUUGUUUGUUCCUUUGGCUUCAAGCCACUAGGGAAAAAGCAUUGUAAAGUCUUAACCUUUUUGUACACACACUGGGGGCGUAUCAUAUAAAUGUUGGCACUAAGUAAUGUCUUGUUUGUGGCUGAAUAUUUUUUGUAGAUGUUUUUUGAAGUUGACAUGACUUAUGUGCAUUUAAAUAUAUAUUGCCAUUUUUAGUUAGUAAUUACAAUUUGAAAUAUGGUUGUGGAUUUCUGAGCAUGUGCAGACUGGUCUAGCUAGUUCAGGAGUUGGUGCAUGUAUUUCAAGGAUGAAGAAAGUAUUGCAAACUUUUGCAGACAGAUUAAUAAUUUUGUGGCAGUUUUUCUUUAUAAAAACAAAAAACAAAACUGACAACCAGGUGGGACCAAAGUUUAUGUGCCUUUAGUCUUAAUUUUCCUUGCAUUGUAAUAUUCAGUUUUAAUAAAUCUCUUCAAAAUAUUUUGUAUCUAGAAAUGGAUCUGACUUUACUAUAAACAUGGCUCAGAAUCUACAGGAAAAUUUCAUUUGAAAACAGUUCCUCUGUCAGUUGGGCUGUUGUCUUGAUUCUGUUCAAAUGACCAAUACUUUUGCAAUUGAUGUACUUAGUUUCAAAAGUCAUAGAUUCUGUUAUCUAUGUAGAAAAAGGUCAUGUAUAUUUUCUAUUAGUUGAGUUUUUACAUCUUUAGAAAUGUAAUAUUUCAGUAUAGUUUGAAAGCGGCACAAUUAAAAAUUAAUUUUCUAACAAAGUUGGGAGGUUUGAUGGUUGUUUAAUUUCUUCUUAUGUGUACGCUGCUUGCCUCUGUAGCAUGCUCAAUAAACACUUCUGUAGCUCUGUA
This is a messenger RNA of Anolis carolinensis (green anole), 3337 nucleotides long. It is a transcript of the gene ptbp2, whose product is annotated as polypyrimidine tract binding protein 2. Gene Ontology annotation, molecular function: mRNA binding. Lineage: Eukaryota; Metazoa; Chordata; Lepidosauria; Squamata; Anolidae. The record is from RefSeq and is a predicted model, not a curated record. Gene Ontology annotation, biological process: regulation of RNA splicing; mRNA processing. The transcript is spliced from 14 exons. Bases 152 to 1765 code for a protein of 537 amino acids. Gene Ontology annotation, cellular component: nucleus.